This is a messenger RNA of Pelodiscus sinensis (Chinese soft-shelled turtle), 4492 nucleotides long. The record is from RefSeq and is a predicted model, not a curated record. Lineage: Eukaryota; Metazoa; Chordata; Testudines; Trionychidae.
AAAGGAGUACAUGCUAAUCUGGAUCAUUAGAGGAAGAUUUUCUUAUGAGGAUUGUAACUUGUUUUUGGUGAAGAGAAGAAAGGAAUGAAAUAUUUGGUAUGGCUGUCUACCUGUUCCUGACUUUUCUUUCUUUACUCAGUACAUCAGUUCAACUGCCAGGAAAAGGAAUAUUUUUAAUAUACAACGAAGACCAUAAGCUCUGUGUAAAAGUUCAAAACUCUAAUUCAGUCGUAAUUGCCACUUGCAAUAAGGAUGAUGAGUCGCAGAAAUUCAAGUGGGUCUCUGACCACCAGAUUCUGAGUAUGGCACUGAAGUUAUGCUUGGGAGUGCCUGCAAUGAAAGACCAGACUGAAAUCUCUUUGUCUCCUUGUAACAAGACAAGUGAACUCCAGCAGUGGGUAUGCAGAAAUGGGACUCUUCUCGCAAUCCAAGGGAAAGAUUUAUUUUUCAACUCCGUCCAGAAUGAGGAAAGGAAAGUCGUGCUGUCCAAAGGACUGGGCUCAUGGAAUAGGUGGAAGAUCUAUGGAACUACAGAAAAUGUGUGUUCUCAGGGCUAUGAAGAAAUGUUUACCCUACUAGGAAAUGCCUUUGGAGCACCCUGUGUAUUCCCUUUCAAAUUCAAUAAUAAGUGGUAUGCUGAAUGCACAAAGGAUAAAAAGGCUGAAAAUGAACAGGGUUUCCCCUGGUGUGCAACAUCUACAGAUUUUGAUGACAACUCUCUAUAUGGAUAUUGUCCAUUGAAUGAUUCCAUUGACAAAGACUUUUGGACUACAAACCCUUUAACAGGCACCCACUAUCAAAUAAACUCCAACUCUGCUCUAACAUGGCACCAAGCAAGGAAAAGCUGUCAGCAACAGAAUGCAGAAUUAUUAAGUAUUACAGAGAUACAUGAACAAACUUACCUGACAGGGAUAACUGGGAGAGUGACUUCUGAGCUCUGGAUUGGACUUAACAGUUUGAUUCCUAAUGGUGGAUGGCAAUGGAUUGGUGGAAGUCCAUUGAGAUAUUUAAACUGGGCUCCAGGAAGUCCAUCUCUCGAGUCUGAAAAAAUCUGUGGAGUGUUCCUGUCUGGGAACGGGAGAUGGAAAAACCAGCAGUGUGAUCAGAAACAUGGCUAUAUCUGCAAAAAAGGAAACUCCUCUUUGGAUUCCUUUAUUAUUUCUUCAGGUGACUUGAGGCCUAUUAAAUGUCCUACUGGCUGGGUCCCCUAUUCAGGCCACUGUUACAUGAUUUACAGAACACCCAAAAUAUGGAAGGAUGCUUUGUCGUCUUGUAGAAAAGAGGGUGGUGGUCUGGCGAGCAUCCACAACAUCGAAGAGUACAGCUUCACGGUGUCCCAGCUUGGGUACAAGCCUACAGAUGAGUUGUGGAUUGGUCUGAAUGACCUCAGGAUUGAGAUGUAUUUUGAAUGGAGUGACGGGUCUCCUGUGACAUACACCAAGUGGCUACGUGAAGAACCAUCCAACACAAACAACAGGAAAAAAGACUGUGUCAUUAUGAAGGGAGAGGAUGGCUAUUGGGCAGAUGACCUUUGUGAAAAGAAGCUUGGUUACAUCUGUAAAAUGAAACCUUUGGCAGAAGAAUCUGAAGUAGUUGAGGUUAUUGUCCCAGGCUGCCAGAAAGGCUGGAUAAGACAUGGUUUUUACUGUUACUCAGUCGGAGAGACAUCUGUGACAUUUUCAGAAGCAAAGAAAAUCUGUGAAAAAAACAAAGGUUACCUAGUCACUGUGAAAGACAGAUACGAACAAGCCUUCCUGACUGUCCUGGUUGGGUUUAGUCCCAGGAAUCAUUUCUGGAUCGCUCUUUCAGAUGUUGAGGAACCAGGGACUUUCAAGUGGGCUGAUGGUGACGCAGUUCUGUUUACUCACUGGAAUUCAGGUCCUGAAGGAAAGGAGCCAGGUUGUGUUGCCAUGAGGACUGGAAUUACAGCUGGAUUAUGGGACGUUGUGAACUGUGAGGAGAAAUCAGUGUUCCUCUGCAAACAGUUGGCUGAGGGAGUAACUCCUCCUCCCGUUCCAACAACAACUCCUGCCCCCUCAUGCCUAGAUGGAUGGCAUUCAAGUACCCACAGUAGCUCUUGCUUCAAACUAUUUCACAAAGGACGAAAAUAUAUGAGAACAUGGUUUGAUGCUCGAGAUUUUUGUAGAGCUAUCGGAGGAGAUCUGGCUGCUAUUCAUAAUCAAGAAGAGCAAAAUGUAAUAGAUCACUUGGAAAGAGAGCGCUACUAUACAUCAUACUGGAUUGGUUUGAGUGCCCUCGAUCCUGAUGGAGGAUAUACUUGGAGUGAUGGCUCUCCAGUCGACUAUGAAAACUGGGCAGAUGGAGAACCUAAUAAUUAUGAUGAAAAUGAAAAAUGUGGAGUGGUCUAUGGAUACGGUAGCAUGCAGUGGAAUGAUUUGUUCUGUGAUAGACUGUGCGACUGGGUUUGUCAAAUAAAAAAAGGAGCUACAUUAAAACCUGAACCAAAUACCUCAUUUGAAUAUUCAUAUAAAGCCAUUGAAAAUGGAUGGAUUAUAUAUGAGGACAAGGAGUACUAUUUCAGCUCUGAAUCUUUGCCCAUGGAAAAGGCCCGAGAGCAUUGCAGAAAGAAUUCUGGUGAUCUUGUUGUCAUUGAGAGUGAAAGUGAAAGAAAGUUUCUGUGGAAAUAUAGCUUCUAUUAUGAGUUUGGGGAGUCCCUCUAUAUUGGUUUGUAUGUGAGCCUUGAUAAAAAGUUUAGCUGGAUGGAUGGAACUCCAGUAAACUAUGUAGCCUGGGCUCCCAAUGAACCCAAUUUUUCAAAUGAUGAUGAAAACUGUGUGGUCAUAUAUACCGAUACAGGUCUGUGGAAUGAUCUGAACUGUGGAGUGUCUGAGCGCUUCAUCUGUGAAAGGCUCCAUGGUACUACUCAUGCAACAGUUGCUCCCACAUCAGCUGCACCUCUAGGAGGCUGCCCUCCAAACUGGCUUUUGUUCAAUAACAAGUGUUUCAAAAUGUUUGGCUCCAGUGAAAAAGAGAUGUUGAUGUGGCAUGCUGCACGGACGGCUUGUAUACAACUGAAGGGAAACCUGGCUUCCAUACUAAAUGAAGAAGAACAAGCAUUCCUCAUCACCCACUUUAAUGAUGUCUCAGCUGAUGCCUGGAUUGGACUGAAUGAUAUAAAUUCUGAGUACACAUUCCUAUGGACAGAUGGAAAAGGUGUCUCCUAUACAAACUGGGCCAGAGAUUUCCCACAUUAUCGCAGUAAGGCUGACUGCGUUUUUAUGACAAAGACUCCCAUUGAGGAAGCAGGGAAAUGGAAAGAUGCCGACUGCCAAACUAACAAAAGCUACGUAUGCCAGAGAAACGCUGACCCUAAAUUAUAUAAUUCCCAACCAACAGUUCCAGUCUCUGGCUUUAUCCCUUAUCGUAACAGUAGCUAUUCACUCAUCAGUUCCAGAAUGAACUGGGAAGAAGCAGAAAAAAACUGCAAGGCUGAAUACUCAGAACUUGCCAGCAUUUUAGAUUCCUACAGUCAGUCAUUCCUAUGGCUACAAGUGUCAAAACUCGGGCAGCCUGUUUGGAUAGGUCUUAACAGCAAUGUGACUAAUGGCUUUUACAUGUGGACUGACAAAUGGAGAGUCAAGUACUCUAAGUGGGCCAGUGAUGAGCCAAAACAGAACUUAGCCUGUGUUUAUUUAGAUGUUGAUGGGACCUGGAAAACAGGGUCUUGUGAUGAAAAAUAUUUAUCUAUCUGCAAAAGGUCUGAUGUUGUAGCCCCUACUGAUCCUCCACAGCUCUCCGGAAAAUGUCCUGUAUCUGACAUACGCAAAUCUUGGAUUCCCUUCCAUGGUCACUGUUACUACAUUGAGUCCUCGUCUUCGGAAAGUUGGCCCCAGUCUUCCAUGGAAUGUUUUCGAUUAGGAGCUUCUUUGGUUUCCAUAGAAAAUACAGCUGAAAUGAAUUUUCUCAUGCACCACUUGGAUGCAUUUGCAGCAGACUCCAGACAGUUUUGGAUAGGACUGUACAAAAAUUUGGAGGGAAAAUGGACUUGGUCAGACAAUAGUGCAGUAGAUUUUGUAAACUGGGAUAAAAGAGAACCUACGGAUGGUUAUCACGAACACUGUGUUAUCAUGGAUGCCUCAAAUGGAGGCUGGAAGAGCUAUUACUGCUCUGCUGAUAGAAGAUUUAUUUGUAAAAUGCCAAAGAUUGCUGAAGUUGGACCAUCUGAGAAGCCACCAGACAAUAAAGCAUUGAAAACAGAUGAAGUUGUUCCUGCAUCUGCACACCACCUAAGUGGCAUGGUAGCUAUUCUGGUCCUUCUCAUUUUAGUAGGAGUUGGUCUUGCAGGCUAUUUUUUCUACAAAAGAAGACACAACCAGCUACCAGUUGCACCAAGCAAUGUGAGCUUUGACAACACUCUAUAUUGCAAAAGAGAUGCUGUUCCUGCAACUAGUGAGUCAAAGUAUCUCGUGGCAAACAUUGAGCAGAAUGAGCUUUAAUUCAUGAAAUAAAAAUGAUUUUGAUUAAAAAAAAA